This is a messenger RNA of Coffea arabica (coffee), 1856 nucleotides long. RefSeq lists its product as uncharacterized. Lineage: Eukaryota; Viridiplantae; Streptophyta; Magnoliopsida; Gentianales; Rubiaceae. The record is from RefSeq and is a predicted model, not a curated record.
UAUAACUCUAUUCACGUCGAUUGACCACUAUCAAACUGAACUUUACUUUCUCCCUCUGUCAAACUGAUUGCCUCCCUUCAUCCGCCAGUCAUCUUCUCCAACCGCCCAAUCCCCCAGCCCACAAAACCACCCACUGAAACACACAUAACUUGCACACAAUUGCAUUCUUUCUAUAACCCUUCACGCGUUUUUAAUUUCUCACCCCUCCUCCCCCUCUAUUAAUUAUAAACAGUUACGACCAUUCAAAAAAAAAAGAAUUGGUUAAAUCUUUGCAAGAAUAUCCAAAAGAAACUGACUUUCUCUAACAAAAUUAAAAACCCAGAAGUAGUUCUGGGUUUUUUUCCUUCAAUAAUUUGUCGGUUUUAAAUUGGGUGUGGUGAUGAUGCAUGGAAUGGAGAAUGGGGGGGCAGGCUGUGGGUUUGUGGUGGUGCCGGUUUUGGGUUGGAGAAAAGCAGGGGAAGAAAAGGAGGAGGACGCAAAUGGGGAUUAUGUGAAAUUGAAAGAUGAUGAUGUGGAGGAAGGUUAUGGUAGGGUAGCAGAUAUCGGAGAAGCGGUGGGGCCUGCAUCAUCAUCAUCAUCUUCUUCUUCCUCCUCUCCUUCUUCUCGUUGCAGCAGAUGCUGGUAUUCUAUUUGGUGGUGGGCUAAAUUGAUUCUUUUGGUGGGAUUUGUAUCAGUCUUGGCAGCUGUUUUCUUCAAAUGGAUUGGACCAUUCUUUAUGGACAAGGAGAUCAUCCCUGCUAUAAAUUGGGAAACUAAAACAUUUAGUAGACCAGUUUUGGCACUUUUGGUUUUUGGUUCUGUGGCAUUAUUCCCAACCCUGCUUCUUCCAUCUUCACCAUCCAUGUGGGUGGCAGGAAUGACCUUUGGAUAUGGUUAUGGGUUUUUGCUUAUCAUUGGUGCCGUGAUCAUUGGUGUUUCACUUCCAUAUUUCAUAGGGUCUCUUUUCCACCAUAAAAUUCAGGGAUUGCUGGAACGAUAUCCUAAAAGAGCUUCAUUAAUAAGACUAGCUGGUGAAGGGAAUUGUUUUAACCAGUUCCGAGCUGUUGCCUUGAUCAGGAUUUCUCCUUUUCCAUACAUUAUUUAUAACUACUGUGCUGUGGCAACUGAUGUUAAAUAUGUCCCUUACCUGUUGGGAUCACUUGUUGGCAUGGUACCAGAAACAUUUCUUACACUUUACACAGGUAUUUUGAUAAAAACUUUAGCAGAUGCUUCACAUGAUCGCCGUGCCUUGUCAGCUCCGCAGAUAAUUUUGAACCUUGUUGGUUUUUGUGCUACUGUGGCUACUACAGUAGUGGUAACAAUCUAUGCAAAAAGGAGGCUCAAAGAGUUGCAGAAGGAAGAAGAGCUUUUACUUCAGUGAGCCUGUGUUGUUUUCUUUCGGGACCAAAGAGUGAGAUUGAUUUGCAUCCAGUUCAGGUUUGAUUGGCAUGUCUAGAUGCAAAUUGUUGCUGGAUGGAUUGUUAUUGACUGAUUACUCCAUCCUUAAUUUCGUGGUCAACUUUGUGGGGCUGUGUCCUGCAUGGAUUAUUGGUGGAUGAUGGGGAAUUGAGACAACCAGCUAACAUGACUGAUAUUUAUACCGAAUUGUAUAGUUGUCCCAAAAUAAGGGAAAAUCAUAAAUGAAGUUGAUGUAUGUAACAUCAUUGCCUCCAACCCCCAAAUGGAAAAAACUAAUCUCCCUCUCUCUCUCACGUUGCAACAGUCACUGUAUAUAAUUAGAAUGCCCCUUAUGGUUGUAAUAGAAUUCAGGGUGUUAUUUUGUUGGAUUUGGAAGAUAACAAUUUUAUUCGAUUGUUUAGAGAUAUUAUCAGUUGGACACCCGAGUUGCCUAUAUAAAUUUGGUGAAGAAUUUAUUG